Meloidogyne enterolobii is the source of this 6341-nucleotide messenger RNA. The record is from the annotation of a GenBank genome assembly. Lineage: Eukaryota; Metazoa; Nematoda; Chromadorea; Rhabditida; Meloidogynidae.
AUGGAGGGGAUACUUCACAAACAAACAGGCGAAAUACUUACAUUUGUUGAGGCAAUUCGUCAGGGUCUUCUUGAUCUAAGUAGCGGUGGUGAAUUUUUUGAUAUUGUUAGUGGAUCACGUGUUUCUUUAGACAAAGCGGUUGAGAUGGGUUAUAUUAGCGAGAACAUAACAGAAAUACUUAAUGGCAGGCAUGGAAUUAGACAUCCAGAAACUGGUCAAGAAUUAACUUUGAUGGAGGCAAUUCAAAUCGGUUUAUACGACCCAGACUCUCGCCAACUACGUGAUAUUAAAACUGGCGAACUUCUUUCGCUUUUUGAUUCUCGGCAUAUUUGCCCAACAGAUGUACAACAUCGUCUUAUUAAAAUGGGCGUUUUAAAAUUACCCCCAAUGGAAUUAGAACAGGCAUUAAAGAAUGGUGUUCUUAAUCCUCAGACGGGCGAAUUCCGAGGUAAAUUUGUGCAAGAAGCUGUAACUUUCCGUGAUGCUCUUGCAAAUGGAUAUAUUCAAUUCCCAAGUGGACAACCCUUAUUAGCUCUAACUUUGACUGAUUGUAUAGAAGAUGGUUUUAUUGACUCUCAUUCUGGAGAAUUUAUUGACAAAUCUGGAGAACGUUUUACACUCAGAGAAGCAUUAGACCGUCAACGACCUUUGAUUAGAGAUAAUACUCGUGAAUGUGUUAACACAGCACUCAAUCAACGUGUAACCGUUGCUGAGGCAGUUCUAGCUAAUGCUCUAAAUCCAAGGACAGGGAAAUUCACUGAUUUACAAAGUAGAAUUGAACUCAGCCUUAAAGAGGCUCAUGAUUAUGGAUUGAUACAGGCAAGUCAUUAUGACAGCAAUGGACUUUUCCUUGACCGAGGCAAUCGUUUUACUCUUCUCGAGGCCAUCAAUGCUGGAUGGCUUGAUCCAGAUGUUAGACAUAUUGUUUCCGAACAAGAUCAAGAAGUUAUUUCGAUUGCUGAUGCAUUGGAACGUGGAUUGCUUACACCUGAUGGUCGUAUAAAAUUGGAUUCGACAGAAAGCGCAGGAGCUCAUGGCAGACAACUUGAUUUAUAUGACGCACAAAGACAAGGCUUACUAAUUCGACGAAUACGCCAUACUAUUUUCGAUGUAAAAGGAAUCCGAAAUACAGAAAAUAAUGCAAACUUGAGUUUUAAUGAAGCGGUUGAAGCAGGAAUACUUCAAUUGCCUUCUGAACGUGUUGUUGACCAGCAUCGUCGACAAAAUUAUUCUUUAUCUGAUGCUGUUCGGGAAGGAAUACUUGAUUCUGCUUUAGCUGACAUUUUAAGUUCUCCUUCUGGUCUUUCUGAAAAUGGCGUUGAAGUAACACUUAUUCGAGCUGUAGCUAAAGGAUUAGUAGAUGCAAAGAAAGGCGUUAUAAUUGACCGAUCACAACGUGAACUUUCUGUUCGGGAAGCUUAUAGCAAUGGAAUCUUUGGAUCAUUGCGUGCUGCAAUGAGAUUGGCUGCUUUAUUUGAUGUGCAUCCAUUGUUGAUGACUGCAGUGAAAAAACGUCACCAAACUCGAAAAAGAAUUCACCGACCUGGGACUGUUUCUGGCGGAGCAUUACCUGAAGAUCAAGUAAAAGUAACGUUGGCUGAGGCAAUGCGAAUGGGUCUUGUAGAUGCACGAACACAGCGCUUCCGACAGGGCAAGAACGAAAUGUCUUUGGAUGAUGCUUUGCAUCAAGGAUUAAUAGAUCCACAUAGUGAAUGGAUUGUUCCAUCUCGAGCAUCAGGGGUUGGUCCAACCAUUGAAGAACGCACCCAAGAAACUGUUACAGAAACUGGCCAACAAUUGGCUCCAAAAAUUUUCCCAGACAAGGAAUUACAAGAAUCAGUUCAGACUGUUCAUCGCGUCAAGCGUACAGAAACAAGCGCUGUCGGAGGACCUGGAGGUGUUAGUGUAUAUCGUGCUGUGACUGGAGGAAAAGAUUCUAUUGAAGUACCUGAAAAUGGUUUUCAUGUUUUGGAGGCCGAACGUAAAGGGCUACUUGAUUUAAAUACUGGAAUUGUGCGACCUCCUGGCACAGAUAAAUCUCUCAAUUUGGAGGAAGCAUGCCUUUUGGGAGUUCUUAACCCUUCAUCAGUCUCAAUCCGUGAUACACAAAGUGGCCGUAGUCUUAAAAUCGAUGAAGCUUUAAAACAAAAGUUGAUUGACAGACAUGGUUUUGUUGAACAUCAUGGUCGUCGACUUUCUCUACAACAAGCAAUUGAUGAACGAAUUGCACAUGUCGAGCCAGAACCGCCAGCUCUAAUCACUGGGGCUAAAAAGAAGUUAAUUCAAUUUUCUUCCGCAGUAGGUGCUCCUGUAGCUUUUCGACCUGUUGGACACCCGGUUGUUGAAGAAUCUGAACAUGCUUGGACCUUCGAUUCAAACCGUGGAGUGUUCAUUGACUUAAAUACUAAAGAAAGUAUUCCAUUGGAUUCAGCAAUCCGUUCUGGCCAUUUAUCACCUGAUGAUUUGCGUGCCAGAGAUGCGUUAACAGGAAGAGAAUUUACAUUGACUGAAGCUGAAAAAUGGGGAAUUGUUAAUAUUCGAGAAGGAUAUUAUCUUGACAAAACUGAUAAUAAACGUUAUUCAUUUACUGAAGCUGCUAGACAACACAGAAUUUAUCCGACUGGAGGAGUUCCAGAGAAUGCUGCAGAUGCUCUUCAAACUACUGUUCGAGUACACAAACGUACUGAGGUUGCAACGAAAGAAGCAGUCCCCACUACUGCUUCUGGAGUUUCUGGCUUUCACUCCCCAACUGAUUAUAAUCUUAAUCGUUAUGUGGAUCAACGUCAUUUUGAGCCAUCAACUGGUCUUUUCACACAUCCAGACGUUCAAAAGCAGAUGACUCUUAAAGAAUUAAUUAUCAAAGGGCUUCUUAACCCCUAUAGUACAAAAAUUGUUGAUCGUGUAAAGGGAACAGAAUUGAGAUUGUUGGAUGCUAUACAAGAGAAUAUUGUUGAUGAUGUAGCGGGAACUGUACGUGACACCCAAACAGGGAAAGUUUAUGAUUUUUCUGCGGCUGUUAGACAAGGUCUAGUGAAAGAAGAUCUUCGCCCAUUAGCCAUAGAAUCAACUUCACAUGUGCCGGUUUUUGAGGAAAGGCGAGCCAGUCGAAUAUCCGCAGGCGGCGGCUCGCCUAAAUUAGUAGAACGCAAACUUCAACUUACACCAUAUGCCCAGGAGCCGUUCCGCCGCAGUGCUGGUGAAAGUCUUUCGCCUCCCUCUGUUCGACGUAGCGGAAGCGCUGGUGGUGGUUCGCUUGGUGAGACUGGUUUUGGGAGUGGACGAGGAACCUCAACAUGGUCAAUUGGAGGUGGAGGACCAACUCAACCUAAACAACAUCGUUUAAGUGGAACCGUUGCUGAUUCUUCGCCUUCAUACUUUGGGCGAGAAUUUUCUUCUACAACUGCAGCACCUACUGGCGCCGUCGUUAGUGGCCCUUUGGGUACUUUAACUGGUCCAAAUGAAAGAAUGGUUGAUUUAGGCGGAGGAAAGACUGUAAAAGUUAAUGUGAUUCGUGGAGCAGAUGGUUUAGAAAAAGGCGAAUAUUUUGAUCCAGCUAGCAACAUGAAAUUUACCAUUCAACUUCACGGAGAUCCUAUUACUACUCAAACAAGCACAAAAGUUCGAUCAACUUCGCAAGUACAAUCAGUUGAAUUAGAACCUCAUGCUCAAUUUGUUGGCAUCGAUCAAAUCAAAGAUUUGAGAAAUGGUCGUGUUAUGUCUUUAGCAGAUGCUCAACGUCUCGGACUUGCCCGUGUUGACCGCAAAGGACGACUUAGCACUAGGGAAUAUAGCGCUUUUCGGUCAAACAUUGAAUUGGCAGUUAAUAAAGGAGUGAUGAAUGCUAGAGGAGAAAAACUUUCUUUGGAAGAAGCUAUUAGACAACGAUUAAUUGAUAUUAGGGAACUUAAGUACAUUCAUCCACGAAAUGGUGAGGCUAUUGACUUGAGUAGUGCCGCUAACCAAGGACUGGUAGAUGUAACAUUAGCGGAAACAUUGCCCAGUGGAAUACACCAUCCUGGAACUGGCGAAAAAAUAAGUGUAAGAAGAGCUAUUGAUCUUGGAAUUAUUGACGCAAGAACUGGUGCUGUUCGACAUCCUUUCACAGGCGAACCUCUCAGUUGGGUGGAUUUAACGAGAAAAGUUUACAACGCAAUCACUCAAAAUGGGGUUUAUGAUCCUCGAAAAGGAUAUGCCAUCCCUGUAACUUCUGCUUUAGCUGAUGGAUUGAUUGAUUCCCGUUCUGGAGGAAUCUAUAUUAAUCCAAUAACACAAGAACGUCAUUCAUUAGAAGAAGCUAGUCAACGCGGCAUGAUUGAUUCUCAAACGUUGAGAGCGUUGACUGAGCCUUGUCUAACGGAUUAUCAAACUCGAAGAAGAAUUAAUUUGAUACAGGCUGUUGAGGCUAAACUGAUUGAUCCACGAGCCAAAACAGUUCAAUUAUCAGCUGAUAAAAUUGUAUCAUUACAAAAGGCCAUUGAAGAAGGAGCAAUACCUGCUGAAGUCGGUGACCAUUUGCGCCGUGUAGAUAAAUUGACAUUUGCCGAAGCAGUAGGGAAAGGAUUGAUAGAUGUUGCACAGGACCGAUAUACAUGCUCUGAGACAGGAAAGCAAAUGACAAUUGCCGAAGCUGUUAGCCAAGGGCUUAUUGACACUGGAACAGUAAAAAGUGGUGAUGAGCCUGGAGAGAAGACAAAUUUAGCUAGAGUAAUUGCUUCGGAUGAAUUUGAAGAAAGAUCUGGAAGAGUACAAGACCCACAAACUCGUCUCUAUCUUCCAUUCAGUGCCGCUGUUAGCCAGCGUUUGGUUGAUCCUGAUUCGUUAUUGCAUGAUUUAAAUUCUUCUAAAACAAUUACUCUUCGUGAAGCACUCAAUUUAGGACUUAUAGACUCACAAGGUCGUUACGUACCUAAAACCCAGCCUGGACAGCAUACAUCAAUUUCUCCUGUUCCUCUAAAAGAGGCAGUACAACGAGGUCUUAUUGCUCUAAUUGGUUCUCCAAUGCAAGCAGCACAGGCGGUCAGUGAAGCUCUAAAAAGACGUGAUGCUGAAGGCUAUAAAUUCCGUCUUGAACCGCUUGAUGAUGCUACUUUACAGCGUUUAAGCACUGGAAGUGGUCGCUCACCAAUACAAGAGGAAACAAUUAUUCGAACUCGUCGACCACGAGAGCCCAGCCUUUCUGAGCGUGUUCGUUCUUCAGGAGGAUACUCCGGUGAUGGGGAUGUUUCACUUCGCGGUUCACGUGUCCGUUCUGGAGAUGUUGAUCCAUUAGCAUUAGCAGAUCUGCAAAACGAUUUUAUUGCAUUAUUACAACAACAAGGCUUUGAUGUAGAUGAAAAAUGUGUUGAAAAUCCAUCUACAAUGAGAAUGAUGUCAAUUCGUGAAGCUGUUGAAUCUGGUCUUUUCGAUGUUAGCACCGGAAAUAUUGUAAAUCCAAUAUCUGGUCGUUAUUAUCCGGUUAAUCGAGCUAUCUCAAUGCGUUUAGUUCAAACAAGCCCUGAAAAAGGCCAAAAAUUGUCUGAUGCUUUGGCCCAAGCACAUGAAAAGUAUGGAGGAUUGCCUGCUUUUCGUAGAAGUGAACAACAAUUCUCUCCUGGGAGUGUCAGUCUUGGAAGCUAUGCUGGAGUAAGUGAUCCAUACCAGCGGCGAUCUUCUUUUGGGAUUGAAGUAGAUACUUCACCAACUUCUCUCCCUCCAAUAAAUAAUCGCCUUUCUUGGUCAUUUCGUAAUGUAGAUUGGAGAGGUGAUACUGCAGAAUUACGUUCUCGUCCCGAACUUGCAGAUGUUCGUCAUGCAAGUGUUGAACGUGGUAUUGAUGGUAAUCUUCCUCCAGGAAUGCCUGUUCCCUCACCAACUACUGUUAUUGGCCAAACAGGAACAGAUUUUCACCGAGAUAUCGAAGAAUUUCGCCGAGGAGAGCCGUCUGAAGGCCCUUUAAAUAUUGAUCGUACUCGUACACAUAUUUCUCCUGAUGGGCAAACUCGAACAACUACACAUUAUACACAUCACCGCAGCGAGUAUUGAAACAAUAUUUUUAGUUUAGGAUUUCUCUGUUAAAUGAGAAAUUUAUUUUUUUUUAAAUAAUUCUUAUAAAAAUAAUUUUUAUAUUUAAAACUUUAAACAUCUAUUGAUAACUUAAAAACAAGCAAAAUAAUUAUUUGGAAGAAAACCUUGAAUUAAUUAUUAUCUAAAAAAUUAAUUCUCGUAUUUUUUCUGUGUUUAAAGUUUUUCUUAUUUUUAAUUAAUUUCUUGCCGCAUUUAUUUUUAAUUUUUUAUAUAUUCCAAAUUUUUAUUAAUUUCAAUUUAAGCCAUCAUUUAAACAAUCUUUUAGCCAAUUUUUUCUU